Rubroshorea leprosula is the source of this 759-nucleotide messenger RNA. The record is from the annotation of a GenBank genome assembly. NCBI's taxonomy places the organism in Eukaryota, Viridiplantae, Streptophyta, Magnoliopsida, Malvales, Dipterocarpaceae.
UUUGAGUUGGAGUGAUAUACUCCUCUCCAUUUUAUGUGUUCUUCUCUUCAUCUUCUUCUCCCGAAUUCUCUCCAAUUUUCUCUGAUAAAAAAUAUGAACAUGGUAUCAUAGCCUUUCUAGAUCUUUAAGGGCCUGUGUGAGAGAGAUUUGAGAGAAAUAUACCACCAUAAACUCCGGCCAAACCCAAAUAGUUUCCAGCAAGUUUUUCUUUCAAAAUACCCAUUUUUCUAACCCAACACAACAAACUCCUCUAACCAAAAAUGUAGCAAAGAUGCUGUGAUGAUGAAGGUUAACUUGACGUCCUUCAAUCUUCUUGAGGCAGAAGAUCUGCAAGAAGUGAGAGCAAAAGAUGCUAGUUUAAUGAUGUUUUAUGUUGCUAGUAUGGGUGGUGUUUUAUGCUACAGCAUUAGUCCAAAAAGGCAAGGAUGGCUUGUGAAGAUGUAGAUUGGGACCAAGAGAGUACUCAACAUUGCAUCGAGUCAUUUUUCAUGACCGAGUAGCCAAAAUCCUUAGCCCAAAGAAGCUGUAAAAGAUGAAAAAAGAUGAUGAAGCAGCACUUUGAGCUUUAACACCAAGGAGGAGUGUUGGAGUUGUGGUGUUCAAGAUGCUAAAGUAGCAACAAAUGAAAAUGAAAGUUGCACAAAAUGGCAGCAAAAUGAAGAAGGGAGAGCUGCACCAAUAGCACGGUAGCAGCAAAGUGCAGCAAGCGAAGCUGCAAAUGUUAAGGAAAUGAGGCUAAAAUGAAAUGUAAACGAAAUG